Mobula hypostoma (lesser devil ray) is the source of this 1433-nucleotide messenger RNA. Its product is annotated as collagen alpha-1(IX) chain-like. The transcript is spliced from 25 exons. Bases 10 to 1302 code for a protein of 430 amino acids. Gene Ontology annotation, cellular component: extracellular matrix. NCBI's taxonomy places the organism in Eukaryota, Metazoa, Chordata, Chondrichthyes, Myliobatiformes, Myliobatidae. The record is from RefSeq and is a predicted model, not a curated record.
CCAGGGGUCAUGGGACGUCCUGGCAUGAAAGGUGCCCCUGGACUUCCUGGUCCUCCUGGCCUGCCAACCAUUUAUCUGUGGAGGAAUACAGAUGAAGAUUGGUUGACCUUCUCACAAACACAACUUUACCAAAUGUUGUUAGCACACUGGCCUACCCAGCACGGAGCAUUCGGACCUCCAGGUCUCCCAGGAAAGCCCGGUGAUCCUGGCCCUCCUGGAGCUGCAGGACAUCCAGGACCACCUGGCAAUCAAGGUGACAUGGGAGCUGAAGGGCCGAGAGGGUUCCCAGGCCCACCAGGUCUAAAAGGGUCAAGUGGUAUCGCUGGUGAAGCCGGUCCUCGCGGUCCACCUGGAAUUCCUGGAGAACAGGGACCGCAGGGCUACCCGGGAGAGAAGGGGAUUCGCGGAGAGAAGGGGGAGCAGGGCUUUAGGGGAUGGUUGGGACCACCUGGUGAGAAGGGAGCGAAAGGAGCCAAGGGUAACCAAGGUGAGAUUGGACUUCCUGGGCCUUUUGGGGUUCCCGGUAUGAAGGGUUUGAGAGGAAUUUCAGGUGCUCCAGGACCCAGAGGCCCUCUGGGGGCGUUUGGAUUAAUUGGACCACCUGGACUUCCAGGGUUUAUGGGUGAGGCAGGAGUUCCUGGGCCAAAGGGUAUGGCAGGUGUGAAGGGCUCUCAGGGUGAGACCGGGUUACCGGGACUACGUGGUCCUAGAGGUCCUCAGGGGCCACAAGGUCUGGAUGGAAGAAGGGGAUUUAAAGGAACAAGAGGUCACCAGGGUCGUCCUGGAUUAGAUGGACUUCCUGGUCCAAGGGGAAUGGCUGGCGAGGAUGGGCCACCAGGACCGAGAGGAAAGCCUGGUCAAGAUGGAUCAAGGGGAUUACCUGGAAUUCCCGGUGUCAGAGGCCCACAGGGUGAACCAGGCUCCAGAGCUGCAGAUGGUGCACAGGGAGACCCAGGAGAGAAAGGAGAUUGUGGUUAUCCUGGGCCACCUGGAUUAAGAGGAUUCCCAGGACCCAGGGGGUCAGUGGGACUCCCUGGAAUUCCUGGUAACAAGGGUCAAGCUGGGCCCGCAGGACAUUAUGGUGAAGAUGGAGUCAUGGGCCUCCAGGGGCAACAAGGAGCUGUGGGAUCCAAGGGCAACAGAGGAGCUGACGGCCCCAAACGAAGUCAUGGAUCCAGAGGACGCAGGGGACGCAUGGGUCAGCGAGGUUUAGUGGGAUUACCUGGUUUAACAGGAUUUAAAGGCCAGCAAGGAAUGCAGGGUCCCGAAGGAAAGUCUGGGCGAGUCUGGCUCUCCAGGUGAACCUGGGAUAAAGGGACCCCAGGGUUUUAGAGGGAUGAGAGGUGAUCGAGGAAGAAACGGAGCGACAGGACCUCCUGGCCCUCCAGGAUGCCCAGGAGCUGAUGGAAUUACUGGCCGAACAGGAGAAAGAG